This is a messenger RNA of Megalopta genalis, 902 nucleotides long. RefSeq lists its product as uncharacterized. NCBI's taxonomy places the organism in Eukaryota, Metazoa, Arthropoda, Insecta, Hymenoptera, Halictidae. The record is from RefSeq and is a predicted model, not a curated record.
CACGUGAAUGGUCAGCAUGCUUCAAUUGUUGAUUGUCACAGAACAGAGUUGAUACGACGUUGUUGUGAGACAGAAACGUCAAUUGAAAUCUACCAUUCUAAAUCUUGUCAGUCAAGGAUGCUCAGCAUGAGACUUUUGAAGCAGUUCAUAGUACCAUCUAGACGAAUAAACAUUAUGUCAGCAAAGAGAAAUAAACCUCCAAGUACUGAUCAAGUACCUAAGCCUGAAACUAGUACAUCAGCAUCUACAACAGUUAGUGGGCAAGCAACAGAAUCAAAUCCUGUCAAUGAUAAUGUUCUAGGAACUAAUAUGCAUUAUGUGUCCACUUUUGAUAAAUAUGUGUUAGUAUGGGUUAAAAAAUAUCCUAGUGUAGAUCAAGUUCCAAGAAUGGUGCCAUGGAGUACUAUGCAACACGCAAAUACCACUGGAAGAAUUCGUGUAUGCAAUAUAAUGAUUGUUGUUACAAUAAUAGCUUUUAUAACAGCUGUUAUGUCAGGAAAAAAGGAAGCUGCAGGUGGAAGACAUGUGUUCGGAGAAAGAUUGCAAUGGAUUCAGGAACAAAAAUUGAAGGGCAUUGUUGAAUCUGAAAAGAAAGCUGAAGCUGAAGCUUUGGCUAAGAAAUAAUAGUAGAAUGACAAUCUAAAAAUUUAAUAGCAAUAUAUUGAAAUACUCCUUUCACCACUUUAUUAUUAAAUAUAGUUUAUAACUUCACAGUAUUGAGAAAGCAAUAUAUAUUAUAUUGGACACUUAAGAAACUUUGGAGCAUAGAAUAUGUAUAAAAUGUACAUUGUAUAAUAAUUUAAAUUAUUCAGAGUAUAUUUUGAAAUAGAUGUACAUUGUUUAAAAUUACUCUCUUGUUAUUACUUAAUAAAGAUGCAAAUAAAGAAGACACAUGAAUUAAU